AUGCCCCCGCCCCGCCCCCCGCGGCUGUCGCGCUCCCGGGAGGCCGUUACUGUCCUGGUCACGUGGCUGCCCGCCAGCCGCAGCAUCCCGGACUAUGAUGGCGGCCUUAUAUCCCAGCAUGAGGGCUAUGGGGUUGGGAGCCUGGCCCUAGGACAUGAGGAGACUGGCAUGCCUCAUGAAUCAGCAGAGCAUUUGUUUCAUUUCAACGUUGGUGGCUGGCAUUUCUCGGUUCCUAGAAGCAAACUCUCUCAGUUCCCAGACUCCCUGCUGUGGAAAGAGGCUUCAACAUUUACCUCUUCGGAAAACCAGCGGCUGUUUAUUGACAGAGACGGGUCCACGUUUAGGCAUGUACACUAUUACCUCUACACCUCCAAACUCUCCUUUUCCAGUUGUGCAGAACUGAACUUGCUCUAUGAACAAGCACUGGGUUUGCAGCUGAUGCCUUUGCUGCAGACUCUAGACAAUCUGAAGGAGGGCAAACACCAUCUACGGGUGCGGCCUGCAGACAUCCCUGUUGCCGAGAGAGCGUCUUUGAACUACUGGCGAACAUGGAAAUGUAUAAGCAAACCCUCAGAAUUUCCUAUCAAAAGUCCAGCCUUCACAGGCCUACAUGAUAAGGCGCCUUUAGGGCUCAUGGACACGCCGCUGUUAGACACAGAAGAGGAAGUACACUACUGCUUCCUGCCCCUGGACCUGGUGGCCAGGUACCCGAGCCUGGUGACUGAAGACAACCUGCUGUGGCUGGCUGAGACCGUGGCCCUGAUCGAGUGCGAGUGCAGCGAGUUCCGCUUCAUUGUGAACUUUCUCCGCUCACAGAAGAUUUUAUUACCGGAUAACUUCUCCAACAUUGAUGUGCUAGAAGCAGAAGUGGAAAUUCUAGAAAUCCCUGAGCUGACUGAAGCUGUACGGUUGUACCGGAUGAACACAGGUGGCUGUUCCCGGAUCUCCUGUCCUCCCCCAAGCCCCGGGAAGGGGGGCCGUGCAGCUGGCCUGGAAGCCGUGAAGCCCCUGUACAUUAUGGCCCUGGGGCUGCUCGUGAAGUACCCGGACUCCGCACUGGGGCAGCUCCACAUCGAGAGCACGCUAGAUGGGAGUAGACUGUACAUCACGGGGAACGGGGUCCUCUUCCAGCACGUCAAGAACUGGCUGGGGACGUGCCGGCUGCCACUGACUGAGACAAUUUCUGAGGUGUAUGAGCUCUGUGCCUUCCUGGACAAGAGGGACAUCACCUAUGAGCCAAUGAAAGCGGCUCUGAAGACUCAUCUGGAACCAAGGACUCUGGCACCCAUGGAUGUGCUCAAUGAGGAAUGGGCGGCAGAAAUCACAGUAUAUUCCCCCCAGCAGAUCGUCAAAGUUUAUGUUGGAAGCCACUGGUAUGCAACUACCCUGCAGACCCUGCUGAAGUAUCCAGAACUGCUGUCCAACCCUCAGAGAGUGUACUGGAUCACAUACGGACAGACCCUGCUGAUCCACGGGGAUGGCCAAAUGUUCCGACACGUUCUCAACUUUCUGAGACUUGGGAAACUCUUUUUACCAUCUGAAUUUAAGGAAUGGCCCCUCUUCUGCCAGGAGGUGGAGGAAUACCACAUUCCAUCACUCUCAGAAGCCCUUGCCCAAUGUGAGGCAUACAAGUCAUGGACCCAGGAGAAAGAAUCUGAAAAUGAAGAAGCUUUUCCCAUCAGGAGGCUGCACGUGGUGACAGACGGGCCAGGGUCACUGGUGGAGUUUGGCAGAGACCCCAAAGAAACCACAGCCUGCGUGCCUGUGGAAUUCCAAGACUGCAGUGACAGGACUCCAGGGAACAAGACCAAGAGGACCGCAGCCAGGUCCAACCAGAUGGAGGAGGCUGAGCAGUAUACCCAGACCAUCCAAGUGUCCCUGUGCCGAGGUGCCAAGAGGGCGGGCAACCCCAGCACAUACUCACACUGCCCUGGCCUCUGUGCCAACCCAAGACACUGGGGAGGCCAUCCUGAGAGCCCCCCCAAGAAGAAGUGUACCACAGUCAACCUCACACAGAAAUCUGAAACUAAAGACCCUCCUGUCACCCCCAUGCAAAAACUUAUCUCACUGGUGAGGGAGUGGGACAUGGUCAAUUGCAAACAGUGGGAAUUCCAGCCAUUGACUGCCCCCCAGAGCAACUCCUUGGAGGAGGCUGGCCUGCAGCUCCCGUCGGGAAAUGAGGCUGCCUCCCAGCCCAGUACCUCAGCUUCCUGGAAAGCCCAUUCCACAGCCUCAGAGAAGGGCCCAGGUUCUCAGGCAGGGGCCAGAGCUGGAGCCAGAGACAAGGGGCCAGAGCCAACCUUUAAGUCGUACUUCCCCAUGAAAAGAGCUUCCACCCUGAAGGACUGGGGCAAGCAGAGGCCAAAGGAGAGAGACAGCCCUGCCCCUGAGCAGCCUCUGCCUGAGGCCAGUGAAGUGGAGAGCACAGGGGUCAUCCUCAAAGUGACCCACCCCCCCGUGGUGGGCAGCGAUGGCUCCUGCAUGUUUUUUGAGGACAGCAUCGUGUACACCACACAGAUGGACAACCUCCGGCACACACCAUCCACAGCCAGCACCCAGCCCCGAGAGGUAACUUUCCUGAGUUUCUCUCUGUCAUGGGAGGAGAUGUUUUACGCGCAGAAAUGUCACCGCUUCCUGACGGACAUCAUCCUGGACUCCAUCAGGCAAAAGGACCCCAAAGCCAUCACAGCCAAGGUGGUCUCCCUGGCCAACCGGCUGUGGACCCUACACAUGAACCCCCAGCAGUUUGUGGUAGACUUGCUGGCUAUCACUGGCUUCAAGGACGACCGGCACACCCAGGAACGCCUGUACAGCUGGGUGGAGCUCACGCUGCCUUUUGCCAAGAAGUACGGCCGCUGCGUGGACCUGCUCAUCCAGAGGGGCCUGUCUAAAUCUGUGUCCUACUCAAUCCUGGCCAAGUACUUACAAGACGGCUAG
Molecule: messenger RNA, 2937 nt
Organism: Choloepus didactylus (southern two-toed sloth)
Lineage: Eukaryota; Metazoa; Chordata; Mammalia; Pilosa; Megalonychidae
Gene: KCTD19
Product: potassium channel tetramerization domain containing 19
Exons: 17
Coding region: 1-2937 (978 amino acids)
Biological process (GO): protein homooligomerization
Source: RefSeq, a predicted model, not a curated record